This is a messenger RNA of Archocentrus centrarchus (flier cichlid), 1864 nucleotides long. RefSeq names its product transmembrane protein 150A-like. The record is from RefSeq and is a predicted model, not a curated record. The transcript has 8 exons. Bases 308 to 1129 code for a protein of 273 amino acids. Lineage: Eukaryota; Metazoa; Chordata; Actinopteri; Cichliformes; Cichlidae.
CUCCAGCUGCUGUGCUCACCUCCGGUCAGAGCGCACCGGGCUGCGGAGGGAGCAUCAUCGGUGUGAUGAGUGAAACCCGGCGCCACAUUAACGCCACCUCCUCCGCUUCUUCUCCUGAUGGAGUGACACACCUGCGGCCACGUUUGGACCAUGAAACAUCGGACACACCUGCUCGGCGUCACGGAGACUUUCGGCAACUUUUCCUCGAGUCUGGAGGAGCUGAGACUGAAGAGCUUUCAGUGAGCAUUAACGGUCUGUGACGACGCUGCUGUCCGUCGGUGCUGCUCGUGGUGGAGAUCGGCUCAUCAUGUCCCUGUGGAUGAUCCUUCCUGUCAGCCUGCCCGUCUUCACCAUCACAGGAAUAUGGGUGGUAUACGCAAUGGCUCUCUACAACCAGCACGUCUGCCCAGUGAGCAACUGGGUUUACAAUGAGUCCUGUGUGGAGCCACUUCCAUUACAGAGGGGACCUGUACUGUGCUGCACCCUGGACAACAUACCACUUAUCAGUAAAUGUGGAAGUUUGCCACCUGAAAGCUGCUUUUUCAGCCUCAUAUGCAGCACUGGCUCCUUCAUGGUGAUGCUGAUCAGCCUGCUGCGCUACGCUCACGUGAUCGAGAAGCACCAGAACUGCAUCCUCAACACGGCCGGCCUCUCCACCGGGUGGAUCUGCUCUGCGGGGCUCAUCAUGGUGGGAAACUUUCAGGUGGAUUUUGCUAAAGUCCUUCACUACGUUGGAGCUGGAGUUGCCUUCCCCUCCAGCAUGCUGUUUGUGUGCCUUCAGUCAGCUCUGACCUACAGACUGGCCAAGACCCAGGAGGAGUACUGGAUCGGUCACUUACGUGUGGGGAUGGCCCUGCUGACCCUCAUCGCCCUGGUGCUCAGUGGAGUUUUUUUCUGCCAGGAGAGCUUCGCCCUGCAGCAUGCCUCCGCCAUCUUUGAGUGGAUAUACUGCACGCUGAUCAUGUUCUUCUACGGAACAUUUGCCUUUGAGUUUGGGGGCAUGUCGGGAGACACACUGAUGGUGCUCUCCAGAGGCGGGGCGGUGCAGAGCUUCUCAACCUCUGAGCACAAGACGGAGGUUGGCGGAGGGACCGGCCACCACCAGCCAGAGAGCCUAUCGAUCCUGUGACUUAUCAGCAGUGUGUCUAACAAGAGGUGGAAGAGGAUCACACCCAAAUUGGAGCCCUGCAUAUCUGCACACUGCCACAGUGCCAAAGCUGCUGUCCUCAGACCAGCAGACUCCUGUCCUCACACAAAACCAACAGUGCCUUUCUGAACACAAACUCCAACAAAGAAACACACACAGAGUCCUUCAUGUUUGUUUGAACUGUCUUAAUGCAACAAUGGCUCUCUGAAUUCUCCUCAGAUGUGGCUCCUCGCUGAGCACCCUCGGUCCUGGAGCUUCGCAUUGUUUCUACUCAGGAAGUUCUGUUACACAGUCAGGUUUCUCUCCGUACCUCUGUAACACGGAGAGGUUUCCCACAAACAGCAGACAACAGGUGGACUUGAUGUGUGAAGAGUAAUCUCUUUUAUCCAAAGUAGCUUCAUUUUUUAAAGGAUGUAAAGAGAUGUAAACAUUAUUCUCAGCUGAUUUUGCAACAUUUGCUGCAACCCUUAAAGGCAACAUUGCCCAAGUAGCUCUCACGUUUCCCAGAUAUGCUCAGAAUUGUUGUGCAUUUUGUUGUUUCUCACUUCAGCUCUUUGCCAAAGAAUGGUGUAUAACUUCUCUUUAAUGGGACCAAACUAUGAUGUUACAGCUGAUCAUACACAGAAAUGCUUUCUAAGACAUAAACAUUUGAUGAUGUACACUGAAAGCAAAGAAAUAAAACAAGUAAUAUGAAAUGAUGCACAGGUAUCCACUGAU